UGGUUUUUUUUUGGUUCUUCGUUUUUUCUAUAUGAAUUUUGCAGCUCUGCGUGUGCGUCGUCCAAGGCAGUGGAUCUUGGAGCGUUUGUCUUGCAUUGUUUGAGUAGAGUUUCCUCGUUUCGAGCUCGUCAAAAAGCCCUCUCCACAUCCCCAUCCGGCCAGAUUGAAACUUGUCUUCGUCCUCUUCUCCUUGUUCUUGUUUGUGUUCUUCGCUUCUUCCUCAAGUAGCUUUCUUUCUCUCUACAGUUUUGUUCUUCUGUCCAUCCAGUCUCGAUCUUCCGGAGCUCUGCAUUUCUUCCGAUCCAGACGAUGCAUCGAACAAGACUUUUGCUGGUGUCGACGAUGCUGCUCAUCGCGAUUACUUUCUCGAAAGGUUUUGCUGCUGCUCAAGCGCGAUCUCCUUCCUUGGCAGAUCCAAGCUCGGGAAUCCAAUUCUCCGCGAAGGCGAUUCGACGCCCGAGGAUGAGAUCUCUGCUGAGCGAUCGCGAAAUGCGCAUCGAGGAGGAGGACUACUACAUGGUCGACCCGCCACCGCGGCCGAGAACGCCGGUCAAGAGCGGUCCAAUCAAGUAUGUGGAUCCAGCGCUGGAGAAGCCGAGGAUACCACGAAGAACAAGAACAAGACAGAAUAUUCCCAGGAAUCGAUCUGUUCCCCCGACGCCGUCGCCCGUCUGCCCGUCACCGCCCUGCAGGUCGUGGCCGUCAGCCCGGUCGCCGCCGUGACUGUUGCCGGAAUAUUCUAGACGGCGUCAGCAUAACUACGGUUCUCUCGUUUUUCUUUUUUUUUUUUUUGUUCUUCUAGUUGAUGAUUAUACGACCAACGUAAGGCCGGUGAUGAUUUGCGGAGGAGGUUGUUUCAAUGUACAAAUCGCUGCUUCCCGAGAUUGCUUUUCAGAGAUUUUGUAGUUCUUCCAUGGUUGGCAUGGUUGAAGGAGCGAGAAUAUUUUGCAAUUUCUUUCAAACAUUUUGUUUGUAAUUUUUUUUGAAAUUCUUCUUU
Messenger RNA from Selaginella moellendorffii, 997 nucleotides. RefSeq lists its product as uncharacterized. The coding region runs from base 310 to 723 and encodes 137 amino acids. Lineage: Eukaryota; Viridiplantae; Streptophyta; Lycopodiopsida; Selaginellales; Selaginellaceae. The record is from RefSeq and is a predicted model, not a curated record. The transcript is spliced from 2 exons.